This is a messenger RNA of Branchiostoma belcheri (Belcher's lancelet), 1034 nucleotides long. RefSeq names its product immunoglobulin superfamily member 10-like. Gene Ontology annotation, molecular function: cell adhesion molecule binding. Gene Ontology annotation, biological process: cell-cell adhesion. The transcript has 5 exons. NCBI's taxonomy places the organism in Eukaryota, Metazoa, Chordata, Leptocardii, Amphioxiformes, Branchiostomatidae. The record is from RefSeq and is a predicted model, not a curated record. The coding region runs from base 3 to 1034 and encodes 343 amino acids. Gene Ontology annotation, cellular component: cell-cell junction.
GUAUGGUGUCCCGAAGAGUACUUUUGCUUGUUUCCCUGAGUCUACUGAACCCGUGUCCCGCUUUCAAAGUGCCACCCAGAGUAACCGUGGGUCCUGCCAACCCGUACGUGGUGGAAUGGUCGCAAAACGUCACACUGUCGUGCACCACCAAGGACGCAAAACCCCCCAUCAAGGCUUUGUACUGGGAGAAAGAUGGCGACCGCAUACAGCCGCCCAACCGGGACAGCGGAAAGUACGUCAACGGGAACAUGAACGCGCCAUUCCUGCUCAUCCGUAAUGUUUCAAAGGAGGAAGCAGGGAACUACGCAUGCGUGGUGGAUCACGUGACUGGUAAACAUCGGUCGGCGCUCACCCUAAAAGUGCUCUAUCCGGCCAUCAUAACCAACAUCACCAAACAAGUCGCGCCUGACGUCAUCAGCCUGCACUGCUUCGCCGACGGGAAUCCCAAACCGGAAAUCAUGUGGACCAAAGCCGGAAGUUUCGUUCCUCUGGAUGCCAAACAUUUCCCUGAUGACGGCAUGGCCACGCACGUUCUAGCCAACGUGAGAGCCAAUGACAGCGGCGUUUACAUAUGCACGGCAAGAAACGGGUACGGUGUUGCGGAGUCAAGGUCACUCAGGAUCAUAGUUGCAGGUGAAGUACAGAGUCCCUGGAAAAAGACUCCCCAGAUCGCUAUAAUCGCGGGCGUGUCUGCGGCAGCGGCUUGGGUAAUCGUCUGUACCGUGCUGGUGGCGUGUAGCGUGCACCGCAAGAUGAAACGGAACACGGCCACCGUUCCACGUUACGCCCUGCAACUCUCUUACCUCGAAGGGAAGAGAAAAGGGGCGAAUGAACACGGACGAAAGUACGCGAGGGUGCUGUACGACUAUGACCCGAAGGAUGACGACGAACUUCAACUGCGAUCGAACGACAUCAUCGACAUCAUCCGUGGGGACAACGAGGGCUGGUGGUUCGGCUAUCUCAACGGACGGUGUGGGCUGUUCCCUUCCAACUAUGUGGAAGUCAUCACAGUAACAGAGAGAGAAGGUAUAUAG